Prunus mume (Japanese apricot) is the source of this 1362-nucleotide messenger RNA. Its product is annotated as galactinol synthase 2. Gene Ontology annotation, molecular function: glycosyltransferase activity. The record is from RefSeq and is a predicted model, not a curated record. Lineage: Eukaryota; Viridiplantae; Streptophyta; Magnoliopsida; Rosales; Rosaceae.
UAUCAAAUGCCACCGCAUCAAACAUUCAUGCCUCUAUAUAAACUCAUCUCUACUUCUUCAAUUUCCUCAAUAAAUCUUCAGCAUCGAAUUUUCUUUAUCUUCUGCUUUCCAAAACCCUCCUCUCAAAUAAUUUUCUGCUUUGUUCUGUGUUUUUUUUUCUUUCUUUUUUAUCCACAGAUAUGUCGCCUGCAGAGACAAAAGGACCACUGAGGGCCUAUGUGACCUUCUUGGCUGGAAAUGGAGACUAUUGGAAAGGUGUGGUUGGCCUGGCCAAGGGCCUUAGGAAGACCAAAUCUGCAUACCCGCUUGUGGUGGCCGUCCUGCCUGAUGUUCCUGAGGAGCACCUCCAGAUUCUUGAAUCUCAAGGAUGCAUUGUGCGCCAGAUUGAGCCUGUCUACCCUCCUGAAAACCAAACCCAAUUUGCCAUGGCUUAUUAUGUCAUCAACUACUCAAAGCUUCGUAUUUGGGAGUUUGUGGAGUACGAGAAGAUGAUAUACUUGGAUGGAGACAUACAAGUGUUUGAUAAUAUCGAUCACCUUUUCGACAUGCCCGAGGGUUAUUUUUAUGCUGUGAUGGAUUGCUUUUGUGAGAAGACAUGGAGUAAGACUCCUCAGUAUAAGAUUGGAUACUGCCAGCAGUGCCCUGAGAAGGUUCAAUGGCCAGCCGACUUGGGCUCACCACCACCACCUUACUUCAAUGCUGGCAUGUUUGUCUAUGAGCCUCGUCUUCCGACUUACUAUGAUCUCUUAGAGACCGUCAAAGUCACCCCUCCUUCCUCAUUUGCCGAGCAGGACUUUUUGAACAUGUUCUUCAAGGAUGUAUACAAGCCUAUCCCACCUGCAUACAAUCUUGUAUUGGCUCUCUUGUGGCGCCACCCUGAAAAUGUGGACAUUAACCAAGUGAAGGUUGUUCAUUACUGUGCUGCGGGAUCAAAGCCAUGGAGGUACACAGGAGAGGAAGAGUAUAUGGAGAGAGAAGACAUAAAGAUGCUGGUGAAGAAGUGGUGGGAUAUUUAUGAGGACCCGUCACUGGAUUACAUUAAGAAUAAUGAUGAUGAUGAUGAAAUUGCGGUGAAGGCAGACGAGCAUGUAAAGGUUGGACCACCCUUUAUUGAUGUAUUAUCGGAGACUGAUGCUGUUGACCAAAGGAGUGCACCAUCUGCCGCUUGAUUUGGUUAAUUACUACUUAAUUAAGGGAUUAAUUAGUCUCCCAGCCAUAUUAUGUAUGAACUAAAUAUAUAAUGGAUAUAAAGUGCAUGGGAUUAUGGAUAAAAAGCUACCAAUUUGUAUAGUGUAGGAAACUACACUUUGAUAGUGUGUAAGUCGUGGGUUGUGUUGGUAAUGUGACCCCAUCAGUUUGCAA